Colletotrichum karsti is the source of this 1332-nucleotide messenger RNA. RefSeq names its product salicylate hydroxylase (salicylate 1-monooxygenase). The record is from RefSeq and is a predicted model, not a curated record. Lineage: Eukaryota; Fungi; Ascomycota; Sordariomycetes; Glomerellales; Glomerellaceae. The transcript is spliced from 2 exons. Gene Ontology annotation, biological process: secondary metabolite biosynthetic process. The coding region runs from base 1 to 1332 and encodes 443 amino acids. Gene Ontology annotation, molecular function: FAD binding.
AUGGGAACUAGCCAGCAACUUCAGGUCGCCAUCAUCGGCGCGGGUAUCGCCGGUUUGACGGCGGCUAUCGCACUGAAGGACCAUCCCAGCAUCAACGUUCAGAUCUAUGACAAGGCCAAAGAGCUGCGAGAAGUCGGCGCAUCGAUUGCCCUGGGGCCAAAUGGUUUAAGAACGUUGGAGAAACUCGGCAUCAAGAAUGCGCUUGAUGAUGAAAUUGCUUUUCGCAAUAAGUCAGGUUAUCCCAUGAUCUAUCGACACUACAAAACGGGCGAGAUUGUCUCGACUGACGAGCAUCAUGGUGACGUUGAGCCCCGUCAUAAGACGGCUCGCUUCCACAGGCCGCACUUGCAGCAGGCUCUGCUCAAGCACAUCGAGCCUUCGCAAAUUCAUCUCAACAAAGCGUUCCGUGAGAUCGAGAACGACCAGUCCACGCGGAAGCUGACAAUCACUUUCACCGACGGCACCUUCAUCGAGGCGGAUGUCCUUCUCGGCGCGGACGGCAUCCACUCCGGCGUGCGGAGCUUCUACGUGCCGUCGUCUCGGUCGAAGUGGACCGGAUGGACGGCCUUCCGCGCCGUCUACCCCAUCUCGCACCUUGCCCAUAUUCCCGACAUCCCGGACGAGGCGGAACACUGGUGGGGCGUCGACCGGACGUGGUUCAUGUCGAAGCUGGGUCGAGAUUUGUUCUGCAUCGUCGCCUCGCACCAGAGCGAUCCGGAUGCGAAGGACGCGUUGUACAAGGACACGGUGUGGAACACGGACAGCGAUGUGAAUCUGCUCAAGGAGCACUACAAGGACUGGCAUCGGCUGGUGAGGGAGAUCAUCGAUGCUACGCCGGCGGAUUCCUUGAAGGUUUACCCUAAUGCGAGCGCGCACGGGUUGGACAGCUGGGUCCUUGGAGAGGGUAGGGUGACGUUUGCUGGCGAUGCGGCGCAUGCUCACGGUGGUGCGUUUGCUGCGGGCGGCAGUCUUGCUAUUGACGAUGCGUGGGCUUUCGCGACGGCGAUCAAGCAUGUGUUCCCUACCGAUGCGACGGAACUCCCAUCAGCGGGUGACAUUCAGAGGGUCUUGAGGCUGUACGAGAAGACGAGAAAGGCGCACACAGACCGAGUUCUCGACACAGUGCACUCGACGAAUGCCAAGAAGGUGGAGAGGGUAGGAAAGACUGAGACGGAUGAGGAGCUGCGGGCGCGGAUGAAGAAUCGUGUUGAGCCUGUUUGGAUUCACGAGCAUGAUGUUGAGGCGGUUUUCAGACAGGUGCUGGCUGAUGAGAAGGCGAGUGAGUUGAGGAAAGCGGAAUCGACUUCGGUACAGAUAGAGAGCCGACUCUAG